AUGUAUUUUACCCAAGGGGCAUUUGCAGGCGCUAAAUUUUGGCAAAACAUAGCUGCUUUUGAGAGUCUCAAAGAGCAUAUGACAGUUGUGCAAGAAGUUCUCGACAAAGCACGACAGGGCAGAACUUGUCUAGUGAUAGCGCAUCGUUUAUCAACAAUACAGAAUUCCGAUGAGAUCGUCGUCUGUAGGGACGGCCGCGUGAUUGAGAGAGGAACUCAUCAAACACUGCUAGCUAGGAAAGGAAUGUAUUAUAAACUUGUAGAACGUCAGAAUCAUUAA
This is a messenger RNA of Cylicostephanus goldi, 279 nucleotides long. The record is from the annotation of a GenBank genome assembly. NCBI's taxonomy places the organism in Eukaryota, Metazoa, Nematoda, Chromadorea, Rhabditida, Strongylidae.